Messenger RNA from Onychostoma macrolepis, 1958 nucleotides. RefSeq names its product PDZ and LIM domain 3a (gene pdlim3a). The record is from RefSeq and is a predicted model, not a curated record. Gene Ontology annotation, molecular function: muscle alpha-actinin binding; actin binding. Gene Ontology annotation, cellular component: adherens junction; stress fiber; filamentous actin. NCBI's taxonomy places the organism in Eukaryota, Metazoa, Chordata, Actinopteri, Cypriniformes, Cyprinidae. Gene Ontology annotation, biological process: muscle structure development; actin cytoskeleton organization; heart development.
AAAUGUCUGGACAUUUUCUUUGUACAGUCUCUUCAUUUAAACUGGAAAAAAAUGUAUAAAGAAGACAUGCUGACAUUAAUGUAUCAUUCUGAUAUCAAAUUGAGGUGGUUAAGAUUGGUGAUGUGAUAAGACAGAUUAAGAUGUAAAUGGAGAGAAAGUGGCACAGAAAUGUAGUGAGUAAAAUGACAAUUUAGUGUAGCGGAGAAGAGGCAGAUGAGAUGAACAGACAGACAGAGAGGGAAGAGCAUUUUGAAAAAGAAAAAAGAGUGAGAGAGAGAAAGAUAUAAAGAGAGAGAUAGCCCUCACUCUGGAGGAGUGGUCUUCCCUCUCCUCUAAAGGAUUUCGAGCUGAAUUCUCCAUCUCACUCGAGACACACACACACGCACACACACCUGCUGUGGAUAUGCCGUUCACUGUUGUGCUAGAUGGACCCGCACCGUGGGGCUUUCGACUUAUUGGAGGACAGGACUUCAGCCAACCCCUCACCGUCGCCAAAAUAUCACCAGGAAGUAAAGCUUCCAGAGUCAACCUCUCUCCUGGAGACAUCAUCUUAGCGAUAGAUGGAGUUUCUGCAGAAAACAUGAUGCACUCUGAGGCUCAGAAUCUAAUCAAGGAUGCUACCUAUCAGCUCACACUUACCAUAGAGAGACCAGAGACUAAGCUGUGGUCACAUCUCACUGAACAAAACAAAAGCCAUCCAUUUAAAAUUAACCUAGAGGCAGAGAGACAAGAGUACAGACCAAUAGGAACAGGCCAUAAUCGAAAGGCUUCACCCUUUGUGGCCGCAGCCAACAUCGAUGAAACACAUCAGGUGGUGAGCCCAACCUACAACUCCCCUAUUGGCCUUUACUCUUCAGGCAAUAUUCAGGACGCCUUACAAGGGCAACUCAAGGGCCUCAUCCAUAACAAACCAGAAAGUCCCAGGAAACUUAACAAUAUAGAGGAGUCUGAAGUAUAUCGGAUGCUGCAAAGAGAUCAAGAUGAGGAUGAACCCCAUGAACCGCGACAGUCGGGAUCCUUUAAAGCAUUACAGAGCUUUAUCGACAGUGAGGGUACACGUCCACUAGUGACAAGGAAAGUCCGUGCCCCUAUGACCAAGUCAUCUGCUCCUGCGGGGAACUUGCACAAACUACCAAUGUGUGAUAAGUGUGGUAACGGCAUAAUUGGGACAGUUGUGAAGGUUCAGGAUAAGUUUCGUCAUCCGGACUGUUUUGUGUGCGCUGAAUGUGAAGAAAACCUAAAGCAGAAAGGAUACUACUUUAUAGAUGAUGAGCUAUACUGUGAAACCCACGCUCAUGCCAGGGCAAAACCUCCUGAGAGUCCAGACCUUUGACCUUCUCAUUGUUCUUUUGAUUACAUGAGGGCACAAACUACAAGUCUACUACUCAGUGCAUGAACGUCUUGUUUUAACCACAGGCACAAAGUUUUACCACAAUUCAUGCACAAUCAUGUCAACCAGAUACUGAAAGACACAUUUAUGGAUGCAUUGUUGUCAUGUGUGAUAGGAUGCAGUAUUUUGCACUUACUUUAUAGGAAUAGGAUGUGUUGACUGAAAUAUGUUUGUAUGAAUAAAGGUUUUGUUUUUGGAGAAUCAUAAUAUCUCUUAUCAGGUGUGUUUGGGCAGAAAAGGGGAGCAUUUUCCGGACACAUGAAACAUGAUGUCCAGCAAGACUCAGAACAAGUGGUUUUGUGUCUUUACAUCACUGCCGUCAUGUUUGAUGUGCCUGCAGGUCACAGGAAGAAUCUGCUGAUUCUCAAUAGGCUACGUCAAGAGCAAGCAUUUAUUAAUUUCAAUUCUGAAUUCCUUAUUUGUUCUUCAUCUGUCAUCACUUGUAAAGAAAGCUUCUUUGGAAUUUUAUUGCCACCUGAAGUGCCCUGCCUUGGUAUAGCCAAAUAUCAUAAAUAGAAACAAAUAACAUAUUGUUUAAGCUUAAAAUAAAAAAAAAUAAAAAACAUUU